This is a messenger RNA of Nicotiana tabacum (common tobacco), 471 nucleotides long. RefSeq lists its product as uncharacterized. The record is from RefSeq and is a predicted model, not a curated record. NCBI's taxonomy places the organism in Eukaryota, Viridiplantae, Streptophyta, Magnoliopsida, Solanales, Solanaceae.
AUGGAGUUAUUUUCAGUCCUGGGAAGGUUUCUAUUUGCUUGGUUCUUCGUCUCUUCUGCUUGGCAAACGUUAAAAGAAAUAGACACAGAUAUAAGACUUGUCGAGAAGGAAUAUGUUGUCAAGCUGGCUGGUUUCCUCGAUCUUCUGGUGCACUAUUCAGAGGAAACAAAAAUACAAAUUGUUCAUUUCUUCAUAACAUUUUUCAUUGGUCUAAAAGCAAUUGGUGGCUCUCUAUUUCUAUUUGAUAGGAUAGAAGGGACUUUUCUUCUGAUAUUGUACUUGCUGACGGCUACUCCAAUUUUGUAUGAUUUCUAUCACUAUAAAGUCGGAGAACCAGAAUUUUUUCUUCUUCUCCAUGAUUUUAUGCAGAAUGUGGCAUUCUUUGGUGCAUUAUUGUUUUUCAUAGAGAUGAAGAUCACACUUUUUCAGAGGCAACCGAAGAAAAAGGCAUCCAUGUUCAAGACAACUUAA